GUCACGACACGCCUUCUCGGACAGAACUAUUGGAGAAGCUACGUGCAAAACUGCAUAUAGUUACUUUACACCCAUUUAUGAUCCUCUUAUCGACUGGCAGCUCGUGGUCCGAGACAGUUGGUGACGCUCAGUGGACAAAAUGACUUCUAUAGCUUUGUGCACAAUAAACAGCUCAGCGAGAUCAAUAGCAAGACUGUGCCAAGUGUCCCGCUCUGCGCAUGGUACAGCUGAUUUCCACUCUCUCGUAGCCCGUUAUUCUACCCUCCGUAAAUGUGCCUUUCUUCCGGGAGGAAAAUUGUCACUCAUGAGAGCAGGAACGAGACAGAUGUCUCAAGCAUCGCCGGGGAGGAUCUCACUCGGUCGGUACGGUAAAGGUGUAUUUCUGGCUGCAGGGGCAGCAGCUGUCACCGGGGUCCUGACGGCAGGUGUAAGUCACUUUCAGCGGGCCGAGAUGGCAACGAAAAUAUCCAAAGUUGAAGAAGAAGAAGAGGGAAACAUACGGGAAAGAUGCAAGUCGUUCAUGUCUCCACCAGUCACUGACAUCAGGGUCUUAGAGCAGAGGAAAGACGCGAUGUCUACGAGAAUGGAGAUGCUCAUCAUGGAGACACAGGCUGCAUUCUGUAGAGCCCUUGAAGAGGUGGAUGGAGGCUCGUUCAGGGUGGACAGAUGGAGCAGGAAGGAAGGUGGCGGUGGCAUCAGCUGUGUGAUGCAAGAUGGGAAGGUUUUUGAGAAAGCGGGUGUGAACGUGUCCGUGGUGUUUGGGAACCUCACUGAAGAGGCUGCAAAGCAAAUGCGCAGCCGUGGAAAAGUUCUGAAAGGGAAAGAUGGGAAGCUGCCGUUCUGUGCCAUGGGCGUGAGUUCAGUCAUACACCCAAAAAACCCCCACAUUCCCACAGUGCACUUCAACUACAGAUACUUUGAGAUUGAGGAAGCAGACGGCACAAAGCAGUGGUGGUUUGGUGGAGGAACGGAUCUCACUCCUGUUUAUAUUGAUUUGGAAGAUGCCGCCCAUUUCCACAAGACUCUGAAAGAAGCGUGUGACAAGCACCAUCCUAAAUUUUACCCAGACUUCAAAAAGUGGUGUGACAAUUACUUCUACAUCCGUCACCGAGGAGAGACGAGAGGAAUUGGUGGGAUCUUUUUUGAUGAUCUGGAUUCCCCCAAUCAAGAGGAGGCCUUUAAUUUUGUGAAGAGCUGCGCUAAAACUGUGGUGCCUUGUUACGUGCCCAUCGUAAACAAACAUCUAAAUGACUCCUUUACUCCUGAGGAGAAGGACUGGCAGCAAAUCCGGAGAGGCAGAUAUGUGGAAUUUAAUUUAGUGUAUGACAGAGGGGUGAAAUUCGGCCUGGCCACACCUGGCUCUCGCAUCGAGAGCAUCCUGAUGUCCCUACCACUUACAGCUAGGUGGGAGUACAUGCAUGAGCCCACAAAAGGCACUAAAGAAGCUGAGAUGCUGGCGGUCUUACGGAACCCUAAAGAAUGGGUCUAAUUGAGAGGAAGACCGGUUUAACUGGUCCUCGAUAUUGGCAUUAUUGGAUGGGAAUUGUAAAAAAAGGUGGGUGUGGUUUUCUCUGGAUUAGUUCAGUGAUACCAAACACGUCAGCAACUUCAAGUACAAGAUUCACUGAAUUAGAAAAUCAGCUUCUCUGACAGGACACAUUCUCAUCGUUUGACUAAUUGUUUUUGGUGACUGCAGCACUGCACGAUUAAUGAACUCUCCAUCACUGCCGUUGGCUGUAUGGGUUCACUGGAGACGCAGUGUUUGUGUUACUUAGUUACAGCUUUGUUUCUGCUUGCACUGCUUUAAUCAUGACUACUGGUGUACUAACCCGUAAUGGCUUUGGUUGUGCUGUUUUUAAAUGGAUGGGUUAAUUGUCUAAAGGGUCAUGUUUACCAUGUUCUGAUGCAAGCAUCAUGCCAUUAUUGCUUUUCUUAUACUGUUCAUCUUUUUUUGUGCCUCACUUCAAAGUUGUUUCGUGUCCUGUUAUGUGCUAGCAUAUCUUUAUUCUUUAAUUUUUUUUUACAGAUAUUAAAAUACAAUUCAAAAGUAUUCAAGACAUUUUUAAGUUGAUAUUCUGUGUAUUGCAAAACAAAAUAAAGUUUUUAUAUGUGAUUUUAAAAAAUCUUGUCAAUAAAGUUAUACAUGUGUUCAAAAAUCA
Puntigrus tetrazona (Sumatra barb) is the source of this 2159-nucleotide messenger RNA. RefSeq names its product coproporphyrinogen oxidase (gene cpox). Gene Ontology annotation, cellular component: cytoplasm; mitochondrial intermembrane space. The coding region runs from base 140 to 1489 and encodes 449 amino acids. The record is from RefSeq and is a predicted model, not a curated record. Gene Ontology annotation, molecular function: coproporphyrinogen oxidase activity. Lineage: Eukaryota; Metazoa; Chordata; Actinopteri; Cypriniformes; Cyprinidae. The transcript has 7 exons.